Trichoderma citrinoviride is the source of this 828-nucleotide messenger RNA. Its product is annotated as glycoside hydrolase family 75 protein. The record is from RefSeq and is a predicted model, not a curated record. Gene Ontology annotation, molecular function: chitosanase activity. The transcript is spliced from 4 exons. Lineage: Eukaryota; Fungi; Ascomycota; Sordariomycetes; Hypocreales; Hypocreaceae. The coding region runs from base 1 to 828 and encodes 275 amino acids.
AUGCAUUCUCCGACUUUCUUCACACUUCUCGCCACGGGAACUGCUUCUCUAGCUUACACUAUUCCUGCCAAUCUUCAAGCCAUAUACAAUGCCCACAAGGCGGGAACUUGCGCUAAACCACUGUCUGGAACCUCUUCUUCUGGAGCUGUCUUCUGCGGAGAUAUUCCCAACGCCAUAUUCUUGAAGGGAAGCUCCGGAAACUAUGACAACAUGGACGUCGACUGCGAUGGCGCCGAUGAUAAGGCCGGCGAUUGCUCCAAUGACCCCACGGGAUACGGCGAGACAGCAUUCAAAGACACUGUGCAGUCAUAUGGCAUCCCGGAUUUGAACGCAAACAUUCACCCAUACGUGGUUGUUAACGAGAAGCCCUUUUUUGAUGGCCAGCAGUAUAUCAAGCCCCUGAGCGUUAUGGCUGUCGUUUGCAACAAUCAGGUGUGGUAUGGUAUCUGGGGCGACACCAACACAGAACCAACAACCGGGGAGGCAUCGAUUUCACUUGCCCAGCUUUGUUUCCCCAACGAGCAUCUUAACGGCGACUUCGGACAUGGCGCAAAGGAUGUUCUUUAUAUCGGAUUCAUCGGCGACGAUACCGUUCCAGGCAAAAAUGGUGCCAAGUGGAAUGCUCAAAAUGUUUCUGAAUUCGAAGCAAGCAUCAAGUCUUUGGGAGACAAGCUCUGUGCCGCGGAUGGUGGCAGUGGUACUCCUCCCCCUCCCCCUCCUACCACCUGCUCUUGGGAGGGCCACUGCAUCGGCGCCUCUUGUGGCUCUGAUGACGAUUGCUCGGAUGAUUAUGUCUGCAAGAGUGGCAAGUGUGCUGCGGAUUCAUGA